AUGAACAUGAAUCGCUGGGCAAGGCUUUUCACAUGGCAACACAUGAACAAGGAUGGCAAAGAGGAAGAGACUAAGGGACAAGAAUCAAAUGAGAAGAAGAAAGAGGCGACUCCAAAAAUAAACUGGAAGGAAUGGGUAGUAGAUCCAUCUGAAGAGUUUUACUACACAUGGUUGCAAAUUAUGAUACUCCCUAUCUGCUACAACUGGGUCAUCAUAAUAUGCAGGACAUGUUUUUAUGACAUUGAGGAGAUGUAUUUGGCAACAUGGCUCACCCUGGACUAUAUCUGUGACUUGUUCUAUGUGGUUGACACAGUCAUCGGGGUUCGCACAGGUUUUCUGGAGCAGGGCAUCCUGGUGCGAGACUUGUCCCGUUUGAAGAUGCGUUACCUGCGCUCCUCUCGAUUCAAGUGGGACAUCGCCUCCUUGUUGCCCACUGAUCUGCUCUACCUGCAGCUGGGAAUCCACACACCUCUUGUUCGGGUCAAUCGCUUUCUGCGCACAAGCCGUUUGAAUGAAGCAUUAGAUCGCAUGGAAACGCGCACAGCCUAUCCGAACACCUUCCGCGUCGCUAAACUGAUGCUGUAUAUUUUUGUGCUUAUCCACUGGAACGCAUGCAUCUACUUUUCUCUUUCUAAUUACCUAGGUUUUGGUAUGGAUGAAUGGGUCUAUCCCAACAUCUCUGACCCUGAAUUUGCAUCCACGAGACGCCAGUACUUUUAUAGCUUCUGGUUUUCCACUCUCAUCCUCACCACAGUUGGUGAUACUCCGCCGCCCACGUGUGAGGAAGAGUAUCUUUUUCUGAUCGCUGACAUGUUAAUCGCAGUGCUGGUGUUCGCUUCAGUAGUAGGGAGCAUGGGUGACGUAAUAUCAAGCUUGCGUGAUCGUGACAACGUGUUCUUUCCCAAUCACGAGCUGGUGAAGGGUUACCUGCGCAGCAGGAAAAUCAGCAAAGAACUCCAGAAACGAGUCAACGACUGGUACCAGCAUCUGCACAUCAACAAAAAGAUCACACGGGAGAAUGAGAUUCUUCAACACCUUCCAAUCACACUGCAGACAGCAACUGCCGUGAGCGUACAUCUGCCCACCCUGUCUAAGGUCACCAUCUUUCAGAACUGUGAGAACAGCCUGCUAGAGCAGCUGGUGCUCAAACUCAUCCCACAGGUGUAUAGCCCGGGAGAGUAUGUGUGCAAGAAGGGUGAUGUAGGUCAUGAGAUGUACAUCAUUAAAGAAGGGAAGCUGGCAGUGGUUGCAGAUGAUGGAGUCACUCAGUUUGCUGUCCUAGGGGAUGGAAACUUCUUUGGAGAAAUCAGUAUCCUGAAUAUCAAAGGUAACAAGUCGGGCAACAGAAGAACAGCUAAUAUUCGCAGCAUUGGUUACUCAGAUCUCUUCAGCCUGUCCAAAGAGGGCCUGACUGAAACCCUUCUUGAGUUCCCUGCGGCCAAGCGCCUGUUGGAGGAAAAGGGUCGUCAGAUCCUGACGAAGAUGGGCAUGUUGGAUGAGAUGGAUGAAGGAGAGGGAGAUGUGGAGAAAACGGAGGACAAGGUGAAGCGCUUAGAGGCCAGCCUGGAGACUCAGCAGACCAAGCUGGCUCGCCUGAUAGCUGAACUGGAGUCAAGUGCCCGCAAAAUGAUGCACAGAGUGGUACAACUGGAACUGCAGACCGAAGAGUGGGAAGGCAUUGUGGCAGAGGGCGCACAGGAAGAGAUGAAAGAGUAUGAAAUAGUGAAAGAGAGGGAGAUUGGAGAUGGAAAAGGGGAAGGAGAGAAGGAAGAUGAAGAGGAGCCAAUGAAAGAGGGGGAGAGAGGAGAGGGUGAUGGAGGAGAGGAGAGCCUGGAAGAAAAGGAGAAAGGAGUCAGAGGGGCAAGUGAUAACGAAAAAGAAGAGACAGAGGAAGGGGUAAAAAAAGAAACACAUCAGGAUAAGAAAAGAGAUGGAAAGUAG
This is a messenger RNA of Xyrauchen texanus (razorback sucker), 1941 nucleotides long. RefSeq names its product cyclic nucleotide gated channel subunit alpha 4 (gene cnga4). Lineage: Eukaryota; Metazoa; Chordata; Actinopteri; Cypriniformes; Catostomidae. The record is from RefSeq and is a predicted model, not a curated record. Gene Ontology annotation, molecular function: protein-containing complex binding; cGMP binding; intracellularly cGMP-activated cation channel activity. Gene Ontology annotation, biological process: monoatomic cation transmembrane transport. Bases 1 to 1941 code for a protein of 646 amino acids. The transcript has 7 exons. Gene Ontology annotation, cellular component: plasma membrane; intracellular cyclic nucleotide activated cation channel complex.